AUGAAAUCCGCUCUACGUUUCCAGCUAAUUCAAUGGAGGGUGACACAUCUUGGAAUUUCACCCCGGUGGCUUCAUGAGUUACAACAGGCCAAGAUUAAGCCGCGUGAAAUAGCCGAUCUCAGUUCUUUACGAGUGGUUACAAGCACUGGCAUGGUUCUGCGAGAUGCAUUGUUUGAGUGGUUCUACGACGAAGGAUUUCCGUCACAUACACUCCUGAACAACAUUUCUGGCGGUACUGAUAUUGCAGGAUGUUUCGGAACCGGUAACCCACUUGUGCCCCUCUAUGUUGGAGGGUGUGCUGGUUGCAGUCUGGGUGUCCCCGUGGAGGUUUACGACUCUGAGAUUGAGGGCGGCGAGGGCAUCAGAGGUGUGCCCGUGGCAGAGGGUGUUGCCGGCGAAUUAGUCGCUACAUCUGCGUUUCCCAAUAUGCCCACCUUAUUUUGGGGGGAUGAUAGCGGCAAAAAAUACCAUGAUGCGUAUUUUGGGAGAUUUGAUAGUAGGUCCACCCUGCUCGGUGUAUCCUAUGGCCGCUAA
Molecule: messenger RNA, 534 nt
Organism: Penicillium paradoxum
Lineage: Eukaryota; Fungi; Ascomycota; Eurotiomycetes; Eurotiales; Aspergillaceae
Product: AMP-dependent synthetase/ligase
Exons: 1
Coding region: 1-534 (177 amino acids)
Cellular component (GO): cytosol
Molecular function (GO): acetoacetate-CoA ligase activity
Source: RefSeq, a predicted model, not a curated record